Messenger RNA from Vombatus ursinus (common wombat), 2024 nucleotides. RefSeq names its product gamma-aminobutyric acid type A receptor delta subunit (gene GABRD). The record is from RefSeq and is a predicted model, not a curated record. Bases 1 to 2001 code for a protein of 666 amino acids. Gene Ontology annotation, molecular function: neurotransmitter receptor activity; GABA-A receptor activity; extracellular ligand-gated monoatomic ion channel activity. The transcript has 12 exons. Gene Ontology annotation, biological process: monoatomic ion transmembrane transport; regulation of membrane potential; chemical synaptic transmission. NCBI's taxonomy places the organism in Eukaryota, Metazoa, Chordata, Mammalia, Diprotodontia, Vombatidae. Gene Ontology annotation, cellular component: neuron projection; synapse; membrane.
AUGAGUCUCGGAACUGCUGGAGCAGGGGGCGAAGAGCCGAGAAGAGUGGCGGGGGCGGGGCGGGGCAGGGAGGGGCGGAGGAAUGGGCAGGGCUGGUUGCGUCCUUGCCCUUGGAGCCAAGGAGACAGGCAACCAUGGGCUCGGCUCACCUGCCGCCCCCGAGCCUCCCUCCCCUGCUCACAGCCGCCUAACUCCGGGAGCGAGAUGGAGGCGCUCGCCUGGCUCCUGCCCCCGCUCGUCCUGCUGUGCGCCCAGCAGCACAGAUACACCAGUACGGGGUGGGGGAGACUGGCGCAUCCAGAGAAGUACCCGGAAUUUCCAAAACCCAGAGUGAAGAUGGGAGCUGGGGAACGGACACGGGGCUGGACAGCGGAAGGCGCCUCCAAAGGACCUGAACCCAGCCUCGCGAGGCAGCCCCCAGGUACCGGCCCGAGGUCCUUCCGAGGUGACUCGAAGCGUCUUCCUUCCCUACUUUUCCCAACCCUUCCUACCCCCGACGGCAAUUCGGAAGUGCUUAGCAGGCUAGGUCAGUGGCUUGGCCCUUACUGGUCAUCUAGGUGCAGUGACCUGGAGCUCCAGGCCAGGAGUGCACUCAGUGAGAGGCAGCAGCUCAGUCUAGGGCCGGGAAAGUCCAAUAGACCGAGGAAAAGAAGAGUCUACCUACAACCUCCCUUAAGGGUGCUGUCCACGACUCUCGGUUCUGAACCAGGAGCAAUGAAUGAUAUUGGAGAUUACAUAGGUUCUAAUGUGGAAAUAUCCUGGUUGCCCAAUCUGGAUGAUCUAAUGGAAGGCUAUGCCCGGAAUUUCAGGCCUGGUAUUGGAGGUCCUCCUGUGAAUGUGGCUCUUGCCCUUGAGGUCGCCAGCAUUGACCACAUAUCAGAAGUUAACAUGGAGUACACCAUGACCGUGUUCUUGCAUCAGAGCUGGCGAGAUGGUCGAUUGUCUUACAACCACACCAAUGAAACGCUGGGUUUAGAUAGCCGUUUUGUGGACAAGCUCUGGCUCCCAGACACCUUCAUUGUCAAUGCCAAAUCAGCCUGGUUCCAUGAUGUAACAGUGGAAAACAAACUUAUUCGGCUGCAGCCCAAUGGGGUGAUUCUAUACAGUAUCAGAAUCACCUCUACAGUGGCCUGUGACAUGGACCUCUCCAAGUAUCCCAUGGAUGAACAGGAAUGUAUGCUAGACCUGGAAAGCUAUGGUUACUCUUCGGAGGAUAUUGUUUACUACUGGUCAGAAAACCAAGAGCAAAUUCACGGCUUAGACAAGCUACAGUUGGCACAGUUCACCAUCACCAACUACCAGUUCACCACUGAACUAAUGAACUUCAAAUCUGCAGGACAGUUUCCCAGACUCAGUCUACACUUCAACCUGCGGAGGAACCGAGGUGUCUACAUCAUCCAGUCCUAUAUGCCUUCCAUCCUUCUGGUUGCCAUGUCCUGGGUCUCCUUCUGGAUCAGUCAGUCUGCUGUACCUGCCAGAGUGUCACUAGGUAUCACCACAGUGUUGACAAUGACCACACUGAUGGUCAGUGCCCGCUCUUCCCUCCCUCGGGCAUCAGCCAUCAAAGCUCUGGAUGUGUACUUCUGGAUCUGCUACGUGUUUGUGUUUGCUGCACUGGUGGAGUAUGCCUUUGCCCACUUCAAUGCAGAUUAUAUGAAGAAGCAAAAGGCCAAGCUGAAGGUCACCAAGCAAAGCAGCGAGAUCAAUGUGAAGAAUGCCAUCGUGCUGUUCUCCCUCUCUGCUGCGGGUAUCAAUCAGGAGCUGGCCAUUUCCCAUCGCCAACACAGAAUCCCAGGCAACCUCAUGGGCUCCUAUCGCUCCGUGGAAGUGGAGACAGGGGAGAUGAAGAAACAGGAGGGAACCACAGCUGGAAAAAAGGGAGGCUUGAGGUCAUUUUUCAAGCCCAUCGAUGCUGACACCAUAGAUGUCUAUGCCAGAGCAGUGUUUCCAGCAGCCUUUGCUGCUGUCAAUGUUAUCUACUGGGUGGCAUACACCAUGUAAAAGCAGCCACACACACAUACACA